AUGCUGCCUUUGUUUUUUUUCCCACGUUUACACACGUCGCUAUAUUUAUUUACAUACAUUCAUAAACCAUAUUUUUCCUGUGCAACAUCGACAUUGUUGUCUUCAGUCAUUUCUUUUUCUGUUGUCCUCCAACUCAUCAUAGCUCAAAAUAUGUCUUACCAACCUCCAAACGGUCCACCACCUCAAAACCAAGGUUAUUACGGCAACAACGGUGCCCAGGAAAAAGGUUUCCUUGGCAACAACCAGGGCCCAAACCAAGGCUAUUAUCAACAGCAGCCUCCUCAACAACAAUACUACCAACAACAACCUCCUCAACAACAAUACUACCAACAACAACCACAACCAGUUUAUGUGCAACAGCAACAACCACAAAAGGACAACAAUGAUUGUUGUAUGGCUUGUUUGGCUGCUCUCUGUGUUUGCUGUACUUUAGAUGCUCUUUUCUAA
Pichia kudriavzevii is the source of this 447-nucleotide messenger RNA. RefSeq lists its product as uncharacterized. The transcript has a single exon. Bases 1 to 447 code for a protein of 148 amino acids. NCBI's taxonomy places the organism in Eukaryota, Fungi, Ascomycota, Pichiomycetes, Pichiales, Pichiaceae. The record is from RefSeq and is a predicted model, not a curated record.